UAAAGAAGAUCUGUAGAGGAGUGGGCCAAAAUCCCUAAUGCAGUGUGUAUUAACCUAGUGAAGAAAUAUAUGAACCGUUUGACCUCUGUAAUUGAUUAACAACGGCUUCUGUACCAAAUAUCAAAGUUGUUUAACUCAAGUGAUCAAAAACGUAUUUGUCACAGACUUUUACAAAGAAAUUGUACAACGUGAUUUCUGAAUGUUUCUUCAGAUUCUGUCUCUCACUGUGGAAAUGCACAUAUGAUGAAAAAUUUAGACACCUCCAUGUUUUAAAAUUGUGAGAACUUGCUGAAUCACAGGGUGAUCAAAUACUUAUUGACCUCACUGUAUAUAAGUAUCAAUGUUACUGUUUUUCUUGGAAAACAAUGGAUCACACAUAGGAUGUAUGAUCCAUCCCCUUGGGUCCAACCUGAAGCUAAGUAUCAGGAGCUGAACAUACGUACAUUAUUUUUUGGGAGUAAAUGGCAAUAUGCAAUUUGAAUUGAUCUCAAGACCUCAUCUCUCACAUCCACAUAAAAUUUUGAUCAUACCGAAAACGUUUAACCCCUUAAUAUCCAUUGAUGCACAUAUGCAUAUCCAUUCCAAUAUAUUUAAAUUUUUUCCGCAGGUGUAAAUUAAUGUAGAUGUUAAUAGGUAAACAAUGUAUGAAAUUCAUAAAUUAUAUAUUUUAAUGUGACAGGCUCUGAAAGUUUUCAAAGCUAAAGUUUAAUUCUAUAUCAAAUGAAAGUAUAAAAAGGGGCCUAUGCUUUGUUCUUGUGCGCUUGCUUUGAAGAGGGGGAGGGGCGGCAAUGACUGCGCGUGAGUAGUUAAAGGACUGGCUUGCCAAGAAGCUGAUGCAAGACUACAAACGGUCAAGAUGCCACGAGGAUCUACAACAAAACUUUGUGUCAGCUGCAAAGCUGUGAUUGGUGUGGCAACUAAGACAUGUAAAGUAUGCCAAACAAUCCAGCCAAUGAGGCAAAGGCUUGCCAAAAAACUGGAGAAGUUUCAAUCCAAAAAGGAGACUUGGUUGCAAAAACACAAGAAAAACAAAACCACCACACAUGUUUUGGAUGAGGCAUCGGUUUUGGUGGAAAAGUUGAAUACUUUGGGACAAAAAGCCGUUGUGUUUAUUGCCAGACCUGGAAAGAAAACAUCUACGUGGCAUACACAUGUCAUUCACCCUAGGUGGCAAUUAACCGAUCAAGCUGGACAGUGUCUGGACCGCAUGAAAGACCUAUAUGAGCUAAUGAUCAAUGGUUGGACGAGCCUUCAAAUGCCCUCUGGUCCAGUCAUCCAGCCUUCAACCUCACCAGCCAUUCAACCUUCAACUGCACCAUCCAUCCAGCCUUCAGCCUCACCAGCCAUUCAACCUUCAACUGCACCAUCCAUCCAGCCUUCAGCCUCACCAGCCAUUCAACCUUCAACUGCAUCAUCCAUCCAGCCUUCAACCACAGGUGUUCCAGCAAAGAAAAAGAAAAAAAGAGAUAACAAGAAAGAUUCACCUGGAGAGUGCAGCCAUGGGGGAGAAGAUCAGUUUUACCCAGUGAAGCAGGUCUUGAAGACAAAAAAGCAGAAGGGGAAAUUAAUGGAGUUUGUUGAAUGGGAGCCAUGUUCCAUGUGUGGGAAAACAUGGUCUCCACAGUGGGUGGAAAAAAGGAACACCAAAAAAUAAACCCCAAAGGCACCUCUGUUGAUCAGAUUGACCUUUUAAAUUAUUAUUGUUGUUUGUGUUACUGCUUUCUAAUUGUUGUUAAUAAAAAUGUUCAAAUGAAAGGGUUUGAUCUACAUUUUUUAUUGCUCAACAUGCUCACAUGUAUGAUAUACCAUAGAGGUAGGACACAUUUGUUGUGAAAUUCUAAACAAAAGUUUACAAUAAAAAACAUACAAAAAAUUUGUCAUAUAACCAGAUAUCAGGUUUUUGUGUUGGAUUGUCACAGCUAUGGCAAUUGCAAAUGAUCAUACCUCAAGUUAUAAUGAUACAUACUUAAUAGUAAAUCAUUUUUGGUAUUUAGUAUAAUGAAAUAAGAGCAAAGAUGUAAUGCAUGGAGCUGUAUUGUGCAACCUAAAUAGAUGAAUGUAUAUUUGAGGUAAAAAAAAAAAAAAAAA
Molecule: messenger RNA, 2088 nt
Organism: Oryzias latipes (Japanese medaka)
Lineage: Eukaryota; Metazoa; Chordata; Actinopteri; Beloniformes; Adrianichthyidae
Source: RefSeq, a predicted model, not a curated record